AUGACGCGUUUUCUGACCUCCACCGUUGUGAGAGUAAUGGGUUACAUUGCCUAUGUAUUGUUUUUCAUCUGGCAAGUAAUCGGUUUGAUCUUGUACACAAUCCGUGCCUUUGAAGUAAGUCUCAAUUCCAAACGUGCAAGCUUCCAACUGGCAGACAUCACCUCAUUUGAUCGUUCUGAGGAACUGGAGCUCGCGUGGGUUAUGUCCCAGAUAUGCAACUGCGCCUUGGUACUCCUGGCUGUAUCAAGAGUACCUUCUUUCUUAGGGUGGUCUUUCAUUCCGAGGCUGCUAGUUCAGCUUCCAGCGUUUUGGAGUCUUCUGGCCUUGUUCUUGAUGACAGUUGUAGGCUACGGGAUGAUCCUUGUUCACAAAAAUGACGAGAUGAUGGAGAUCUGUCUGAUUUUAGCUCUAACGAUGGACAAUUGUGUUCAGGUAGUUUUGAUAAGCUUCCUAAACUUCACUCAAAUAAAUCGCUCCUACAGGCAAUAUCCUUUUACAGUAUUUGCCUUCCUCAAAAUUAAUAUAUUUCUUCUUUUUUUAUCGUAUUUUGCAACCUUUGUUGUCAGCUCACUCCAGAUUGCAAUUCGAGUCUAUGGCAUAGAGAAGAGUGAAUCAAUUUCUGAUGAUUGUUUUUGUGCAAUUGUUGCGGUAAGGAGAUUUACACAGGUGGUAUUCUCUUACAGAGUUUAUAUAUUUUACUGGGACAAAUUGUUUUCUGAUCACAGAAAUAUUCUUUGUCAUCACGACUAUUUGGAAGAGACUAUAAAAGAAAUUAGAACGAGAAAUCGGUCAAUUUAA
Molecule: messenger RNA, 798 nt
Organism: Pocillopora meandrina
Lineage: Eukaryota; Metazoa; Cnidaria; Anthozoa; Scleractinia; Pocilloporidae
Source: the annotation of a GenBank genome assembly